AAUUCAUCAUCAUAAGAAAUUGCGUUUUGGCUGCUUUGCCUCGCAACAUUCGUCUAACGAUAUAAUAUGGCAGCUAUGCAAAGAAGUUUUAUGAACGUUGUUUCGAAAAGUAGGAAUCUUGUUGGCAGUAACCCUCGUACUCCAAGUUGGAGUCUGAACCGCAACAGAACAGCAGAUCAGGCUCUACUCCUUGCGACUGAAAAUAACACUUCUUCAGGGGUUGAUUUUCAAGUGCGUUUUGCUAGUUUGAAAGCUGUAAGAAGUCGUAUGCGUUCUGUUGCUUCUAUCUCGAAGAUUACCAAAGCUAUGAAGAUGGUUGCAGCUGCCAAAUUGAGAGGUGUUCAAGCUCGUCAAGAGAGUUCGAAGCCUUUUACUGCAGGCUUGAAAAGUUUUUUAAAGUCUACUUUUAGUGAGAUAGAAGGAAAAGAAACCUCGGGUAACCAUCUUAUCGUCGCUGUUACUUCGGAUCGUGGUUUAUGUGGAGGAGUAAACAGCAAUGUGGUUCGUGAAAUUCGCAAGUUGCUUCACGAAGAUAAACAAAAUCAAUAUGCUAUUUUGCUUUGUGGGGACAAAGGUAGAGAUGGCUUGCAAAGACUAUAUCGCAAUCUAUUUGUUGUGACUAUCAAAGACGUUUUUCGUGCACCCGUGAAUUUUGCUCAGACUUGUGUUGUAGCUGAAGAAAUUUUCAAGCAAAAGUUCGAUUCUGUGGCUAUCUUUUACAAUCACUUUAAGAACGCUAUCAGUCAAGUAGUAACUAGAAAGGUCAUUCCUGGUUUGGAUAUCAUCUUGAAACAUGCAGAAACUUUUGAUAGUUAUGAGUUUGAGUCUGACAUGGAUUCUGCACAAACCUUGACUGAUUUGUAUGAAUUCCAAUUUGCAGUUCAACUGUUUGAUGCGCUUCUAGAAAAUGCCACUUCAGAACAAGCCGCACGAAUGUCUGCUAUGGACAAUGCUACCCGAAAUGCCAGUGAAAUGUAUCAAAAGUUGACUUUGACUUAUAAUCGUCAGCGUCAAUCGGUUAUUACCGGAGAAUUGAUUGAAAUUAUUUCUGGUGCCGAAGCACUCUGAAUAUGUUUUCAUAAAGUCAUCGAAAUAAUU
Galdieria sulphuraria is the source of this 1098-nucleotide messenger RNA. Its product is annotated as F-type H+-transporting ATPase subunit gamma. Bases 67 to 1068 code for a protein of 333 amino acids. Gene Ontology annotation, molecular function: proton-transporting ATP synthase activity, rotational mechanism. Gene Ontology annotation, biological process: proton motive force-driven ATP synthesis. The transcript has 3 exons. The record is from RefSeq and is a predicted model, not a curated record. Lineage: Eukaryota; Rhodophyta; Bangiophyceae; Galdieriales; Galdieriaceae.